UUUGGGAGUCUCAGAUCAGCCCUCUGAAGAGAGCAGGAGGCUCAGCCUGGAAACAAACGAAGGAAGGCACCCCCCCUUUCUCCCCCUUUUCCUCCCUCCCGAUGGCAGAUGAUUGGCUGAGAACUUGACACUGGAGGCUGGCACUGGCCGAGGCUGGGUCCCUGCCCCUUGCACACAAGCUGCCUCUCCACACAUGCUUGUACUAAAAACGCCGUUCACCGCGUGAACGCCACCAUGGUGCAGCAAGUCCUCUACAGAGCUCUGGUCUCCUCCAAGUGGCUCGCAGAGUGUGUCCGGGCCAACCGAAUUGGGCCCAGCCUGCAAGUGCUGGAUACCUCCUGGUAUGCUCCCAGGGAGAAGAGCGCCCAGCAGGAUUUCUACGAGAGGCACAUCCCCCGUGCCUCAUUCUUCGAUAUUGAGGAAUGUAAAGACAAGUCGUCAUCCUAUGAGCUCAUGCUCCCCAGCGAGGCGCGCUUCGCUGACUACGUUGGGCAGCUGGGCAUCAGCAACGACACGCACGUGGUGGUGUACGAUGGGGAUGACUUGGGGAGCUUCUAUGCACCCCGGGCCUGGUGGAUGUUCCGGGUCUUUGGGCACAGAACAGUCUCGGUGCUGAAUGGUGGGUUCAAGAACUGGUUGAAAGAGGGGCAUCCUGUGACGUCGGAGGUCAGCCGCCCAGAGCCAGCGGUGUUCAAAGCCACCCUAAACAAGUCCCUGCUGAAGACCUAUGAGGAGAUGGUAGAAAAUCUGGAAUCCAAGCGGUUCCAGGUGGUGGAUUCCAGGUCAGAGGGGAGGUUUCGUGGGACAGAACCAGAGCCAGGGAAAGAAGGGCUGGAACCAGGUCACAUCCCUGGCACCAUUAACAUGCCCUUCUUCAACUUUCUCACGGAAGCUGGCUUUGAGAAGAGCCCUGAGGAGCUUCAGCGCAUGUUCCAGGAGAAGAAGGUGGACCUCUCAAAGCCACUCAUUGCCACAUGCCGUAAAGGGGUCACAGCAUGCCAUAUUGCCCUGGCAGCAUACAUUUGUGGCAAACCAGAUGUGGCUGUCUAUGAUGGCUCCUGGUCAGAGUGGUUCCGCCGUGCCCCACCAGAGUAUAAGGUGUCAGAGCGGAAACGCAGUACAGCAUGAAGGGAAGAAGGCUGUGAUGCACUUCUACAGUAUCCGUCAGGCAUCAGAUUUUUCUACAGUCUCCUUUCACAAGCACUGAAAAGGUGGUGGAGGGAGGGCAAUGUAUGAAAAUCAUCAUACUUUAUACUUUGUCUCAUUUUCUAAUACCAAGGGGUAGGCUUUUUUGAGGCUCUCUUGUUUUUUAUCAUACCACUGAAUAAAAUCGGUACCUUCAGAUUC
This is a messenger RNA of Alligator mississippiensis (American alligator), 1347 nucleotides long. RefSeq names its product thiosulfate sulfurtransferase (gene TST). The record is from RefSeq and is a predicted model, not a curated record. The transcript has 2 exons. Gene Ontology annotation, biological process: transsulfuration. Bases 235 to 1128 code for a protein of 297 amino acids. Gene Ontology annotation, cellular component: mitochondrion. NCBI's taxonomy places the organism in Eukaryota, Metazoa, Chordata, Crocodylia, Alligatoridae. Gene Ontology annotation, molecular function: thiosulfate-cyanide sulfurtransferase activity.